Messenger RNA from Drosophila teissieri, 1201 nucleotides. It is a transcript of the gene Mettl2, whose product is annotated as methyltransferase-like protein. The transcript has 2 exons. Gene Ontology annotation, molecular function: tRNA (cytidine-N3)-methyltransferase activity. NCBI's taxonomy places the organism in Eukaryota, Metazoa, Arthropoda, Insecta, Diptera, Drosophilidae. The record is from RefSeq and is a predicted model, not a curated record. The coding region runs from base 133 to 1110 and encodes 325 amino acids.
UUUACAAAAUAUAUAGAAUUUACAUAGAUCGCACCAACAGGUGAUAUAUAUCAUCAUUCCUGAGCGACAUGAGUGACAACCCCGCCACGGAGAACGAGAAGCGACCGCAAUUCGGAACCCGCCUGCUCACGGAUGCUGACGACGUCUUCAAGCACAAUGCUUGGUAAAUAUGGGCGGCAAAUCCUGCGAAGAUUGGCCAGCAAAAGCUGGGAGCACACUCGCCAGCGUAAAAAACCGGCGGGAGCGGGAAGCCGUGUGCUUACCGAUGCGCGAGAGGUGUUCGAGUUUAACGCCUGGGACCACGUGCAAUGGGAUGAGGAGCAGGAACUGGCCGCGCAGGCGGCUGUAGCCAAGAACUCAACCUCCAAGAUGGAAGCGGAGCAGAAGGAGCGAUUCCAGACAGACGCCCCCAAGUUUUGGGACUCCUUCUACGGCAUUCACGACAACCGCUUCUUCAAGGAUCGCCAUUGGCUGUUCACAGAGUUCCCCGAACUAGCUCCUCUGGCGGCAGAUCCGGUGGAACAGCAACCUCGCAGCAUUUUCGAACUGGGCUGUGGUGUCGGAAAUACCAUUCUACCCCUCCUACAGUACAGCGCUGAACCGCAGCUGAAGGUUUUCGGAUGCGACUUCUCCGCCCGGGCCAUUGAAAUCCUGCGAAGCCAACCCCAGUUCGACGAGAAGCGCUGCGAAGUGUUUGUCAUGGAUGCCACGCUGGAUAAUUGGCAGGUGCCCUUUGAGGAAAACUCACAGGACAUCAUUGUAAUGAUUUUUGUGCUGUCAGCAAUUGAGCCAAAGAAAAUGCAGCGGGUAUUGGACAAUUGCUACCGCUACCUGCGACCCGGGGGUAUGCUCCUCUUCCGAGACUACGGACGAUACGACCUGGCACAGCUGCGCUUUAAAAGUGGCAAGUGUAUGGAGGACAACUUCUACGUGCGGGGCGAUGGUACCAUGGUGUACUUCUUCACGGAGGACGAACUGCGGGGUAUGAUGACUCAAGCGGGGCUGCAGGAGGAGCAGCUAAUUGUGGACCGGAGACUUCAAGUUAAUCGCGGUCGCGGCUUGAAGAUGUACCGCGUGUGGAUUCAGACAAAGUUCAGGAAGCCGCUUUAGUUCAAUUAAGACAAGUUCUGUGCAUUUAAACCCUUGCUUAAUUCAAUUGAUAGAAAUAUAUUAUCUAAGAAAAUACAAAGUUCAAAACGCA